AUGAUUCAGAAGAAUAGCCCGCCAACGAGAAGAGGCUCAUUACGAUCUACUCCAUCUCACACCAAUAACGUUAGUAUGCAAUCGCCUUCCAUCCGUUCUACAUCAUCAUUUUCAAACAUAAGGAGGAACAUAACAAGGACUUCAUCUAAUUCACCAGCGAAUAGUAGAAGCAGCUCACCAUUGAGAUCAGUUUCCUCUAUAUCAGAUCAUUUCCAUGCACCAAGAAGAUUUAACACAAUUAGAAGAACAAACAGUCAAACAUAUAACACUAAGUCAGAACAUUCAACUUACACGGGUACAAUAACUGUUGCUAUCAGACCCAAGCCCACGUCUAAUCCCUCUGAUGUAAGCACUUCAUCGUGGCUUGUGACGGACGAGAAGACCAUUGCACAUGAUGACGUUGGUGAAUUUAAGUUUGAUCAUGUUUUCAAUUCUUUCGUGUCUAACUUAGAAAUAUAUCAAGUUAUAAAUAGGCCGAUGAUAGAUAAACUAUUUCAAGGAUUUAAUUCUACCAUUUUCGCAUACGGAAUGACUGGAUCUGGUAAGACUUAUACGAUGAUGGGGUGCCCUGAACGUGAACAAAAAGAUGGGUUGAUUCCAUUGUCUGUUUCAUAUCUCUUCACUAAAAUAAUGGAGGAAACACUGGAUGGCGAUAAGAAAUUCGAGAUUGUUCUGUCAUAUUUGGAAAUUUAUAAUGAAAAAAUCUAUGAUUUACUGGGGGAUGAGAAUAAUAAUAAUAAUAAUAAUAAUGGAACACUUGCAUUUGGGACUCCCACGCGUAACAAUAACAAUAUAUGCUUUCAAAAUGAAUUGAAAAUUCGAGAUGAUUCAAAAUACGGAGUUCGUGUCAUUGGCCUCACUGAGAAAAGAUGUGAAAGUAGUGAGGAAUUAAUGAAUUGGAUUAUAAAGGGAGAUAAGAUCCGUAAAACAGCUGAAACAGACUUUAAUGCUAGAAGUUCUAGAUCACAUGCAAUUGUCUUAAUAAGGUUGACUACAUCCGAUAUGAAAGAUGGAACAUCAAUUUCUAGCACUCUUUCGUUGUGUGAUCUUGCUGGCUCCGAGAGAGCUACUGGUCAACAAGAAAGAAGGAAAGAAGGUGCAUUCAUUAAUAAAUCAUUGCUUGCAUUGGGAACAGUAAUUUCAAAAUUGAGUACCGAAUCUAAUAAAAACAGAUCACCAACUUUACCAUCACCUCCAUUGUCUUCAUCAUCUUCCUCGACUUCAAUAAAUUCUUCCGUACCGGGGCAUAUACCUUAUCGAGAUUCUAAAUUGACAAGGCUUUUGCAACCUGCAUUAAGUGGGGAUAGUAUUGUUACAACAAUAUGCACAAUUGAUACAAAAAACGAAUCAUCAGCAGAAACUCUUAACACUUUAAGAUUUGCAUCAAGAGCUAAAAAUAUUUCAUUACACGUUAAUCGUAAACCUCUGGUUCAUACAGGAGAGGACUCUGAUGACAAGAAUUACAAGAUUAUGCAAUUGACAAAAAAAUUACAGGAACAACAACAAUUAAUAUCUACACUUCGACAAGAUGAUAAAUCUCUAAAUAAGGUAUCAUCUAGUGUCUAUGACCAUAUGCCAGGCACUACUAGCGGAAACUUGAUAGAUCCUACUAUUGCCUUAAUAUAUGCUGAAAAUAAAGUAUUAAAACACAAGUUAACGAAUUGUGAAAAACUAUUGGAUAAGGAUACAGUAGAAUUAGAUGAUCCAGAAAUAAUUGAGAUUGUGGAAAUGUUGCCAUAUGAAGUCGGGUCGUUAUUAGAGACUAAAAUUCAAGGAUUACAGUCACAACUACGACAAUAUAAGGAAUAUACUAAUGAAUUAGAAUCUAAAAUACGAGAUUUCGAAAACGCAAAUAAGGGAACAUCGCGACAAUAUCCAAACAAAGGCUCUCCUUCUAUAAGCAACAGUAAUAAAGAAAAUAUAAUCCAAGAUAAAGAGAACCAAAUAUUGGAAUUACAAAAAAUGUUAAAUCGUAAGGAUAAAAUGAUUGAUGCUUUACAAAGCGUUAGAAGGUUGCGUGAUAGAGCUUUGAAACCGAUAAGUUCUGCGAAUAACUGA
Molecule: messenger RNA, 2058 nt
Organism: Naumovozyma dairenensis CBS 421
Lineage: Eukaryota; Fungi; Ascomycota; Saccharomycetes; Saccharomycetales; Saccharomycetaceae
Gene: KIP2
Product: Kip2p
Exons: 1
Coding region: 1-2058 (685 amino acids)
Biological process (GO): microtubule-based movement
Molecular function (GO): microtubule binding; ATP binding; microtubule motor activity
Source: RefSeq, a predicted model, not a curated record